Messenger RNA from Acanthopagrus latus (yellowfin seabream), 2737 nucleotides. RefSeq lists its product as uncharacterized. The record is from RefSeq and is a predicted model, not a curated record. Gene Ontology annotation, cellular component: nucleus. Bases 269 to 1702 code for a protein of 477 amino acids. The transcript has 3 exons. Gene Ontology annotation, biological process: negative regulation of transcription by RNA polymerase II; nervous system development. Gene Ontology annotation, molecular function: protein binding; RNA binding. NCBI's taxonomy places the organism in Eukaryota, Metazoa, Chordata, Actinopteri, Spariformes, Sparidae.
UGUCUGGAUGCUUCUCAUCACUCUCUGCUCUGGUUCGCCUUCACACCUGCAGCCGGGGAGGACGACACGAAGCCAGACAGGUGUGCGUGACUGCAUGUCUGAAGAUGGAUGCACAGAGAGGAUGGAGGAACAUAUCGUGACAACCUUGGACCUAACUCUCUCCAUCGCUUGCCAAGAGACUGGAGUCUCUGUCACAUGAUUGCAACACCUCCUCAUCUUCUGCAGGAGGGCAUGCAGUGCCAGCGUGAGUGACAGGCAGCGUAAGCCAAUGAGCCUCACACCGAACCCAGCUCUCGUCCCAGACCGGGACAACCUCCCACUCAAAAAGAGGGACCAAAGACCGAGCUCACCACCACCACCACCACAGCACCAGCAGCAGCAGCAGCAACAGCAGCAGCAGGGUGAUGCUGUGACGUUCAAGGCGCCCUACCCUUACAAGAGCCAUAGCGAGUUUAAGACAAAACACACAGGUCCUUUCCAGCCCGUACCCAAACGGGUUCCUGCACUGUACCAGCCCUGGACUCACACAUCCAGCAGGUCCAAACCUCAGGUCGUCUCUGCGUUCAGGGAGCAUCAUGGCUGGGCAGAGUGGAGAGAGUUCAACCCCCUGCACCCUGGAUGGGACUUUUCUCACCACUAUCAGCACCAUGGCCACCUGUCUGGAACACCUGCGCUCCACCCAGGACACCCGCACCACCCUUCCAGAUUCAGCACCGUCUCCCUGGUCAAUGAGGGUUUCCAAAGGGUGGGUGGAGGCUACGGCUGGGAGCAGCUCAAGACAUUAAGGGACAGAAGUUUGAUCACAGAGAGGCAGAGCAAUUGCAGGAAUAAAGGACCAUAUGUGAGGAGAAGGGACAGAAAGGUUGAGUAUUAUCCCAGGGUUGAAAAAGCAAGUCCUCCAUCGUUGAGCAAAUGCCUACCUCACUCUCCACAUGUGGACGUUACACUGCAACAUGAUGUGUUGCAUAAAUCAACCAAGGCUGUCAAACAUCCUGCUUCUGGACAUUCCUUCAUAAGAGUUUCCCCUGAUGCUAACGUAAACAACACAUGCACCUCCAUGAGGGAGGACACAUCAAAAUCCUCCACCCUCACUCCUUCCUCCUCUUCCUCCCCCAACCAUUUCCCCUGGCUGCUCCCGCACUUCGUGGCAGGUUCUCUGAUCGAGCUCAGAGACGGGCGGCUGAGGAGGGUGGAGCACCUGCAGACGGAGGACUUCCUGCUGGGAUCACUGGCCUGUCCGGACCUGCGCCUCAGCUGCUGCACGGUGCAGAGCAUCUCUCCCUCAGCAGCCUCCUCCUCCAUCUCACGUCUCCUCAUCCUGCUCCACGACCAGCAGACACAGGAAUUGGUGGAUGUCUAUGUGGAGUACCCGUUCUUUGUGCGUGGGCAGGGCUGGUCCUCCUGCAGCCCUCAGAGGACUGCCCGUCUCUGUGGACUCCAGUGCCGCCAGCUCAGUGUGGGGGACGUCUGCCUGGCUCUCACCCCUGUCACAGCCCCCCUGCCGCCGCCGUCAGCCACCGCGGAGCCAAAAACUUCCCCCAGGAAGUCAGGAGGAGGGUGUGAGUCCCUAAAGGCAGAACAGCCCCAGGCUCCCCCAGGGCCAGAAAGACCGGACGGGGGGCAGAAGAAGGAGAAAGAGGUGGCCCGGAGGAGACACUACUCAGCCCCGGAGCUGAGAGGUCCAGGGACUAACUGCAUGUAGUGGGGAGGGUCGGGAAGCAAGUCAAGUCUCUUUUAAGCUCUGCUAUAUUCAGCCUAUACUGUCUUUCUACCUCCUGAAUCAUAUUUCUGUGUUUGACAUUUUUAAUUGUUUCCAAGGAGUAAAAGCUAAAGAACGACUCUCAGGAGCCCUUAGAGGUAAACCUGCAUUAGCGUAUAUGUUGAGGUAAGUCAGGGAUCAAACAGCGACUCGAAUUAAACCUUACAUUUUUCUGUGAGCCUGAUCAGAAUCUAUCAUGACGCAGACUCCUGAUCUUAUUCAUGUGGGAGAGGUGCACACCAGGGGGCUGAUAAGGAAGGUCUUUUAGGUUCAAAGAAUACUCUCGGUUUGGGUUUGAACAGUUUGAGCCUUCGUAUUAUUUUUAGCAUUCCUUGACAAAAUCGGCCCACGUUCCCCGAGAAGCACAGAAAAAUACACCCUCAGGUUUUUUUCACCGCUCAUCAUAUCGUUUAUCUCUCUUCCUCCUAAUAUUAGGUAAGACAUUCUUUAUGACGAAGAACGAUAGAUUUCAUUGACAGUAACUUUACUGGUGAAACGGUCGUGCGUUUGAGCAUAAAUUUUCACACUGACAAUCAACACCACUUUUUUUCUCGGUAGGAUAUGUUUUACGCUUCUACCUCUAUUUUCUAUUUAAGGCGACAGAUGCAUAUAAUCUGUGUCUUUUAACAGCGUGGGCUGUGUUGUAAUAUGCUAUGUUGGAAGCUCCCGGCUUUCUCUCGGUGAAUGUCAGCGUGAAUGCCCGUAUCUGCGUGGUUGUUCCGGUAUAUAACCGCUCUGCUUUUGUACUGACGCUCCCUUUUUAAAUGUCUGUCCCUUUUGUUAAGCGUUGAGAUGCUUGUGCUGUUUCAGAGUGCAGUAAAAGCGCAGUCCGUGCACAGCGCCACACGCCUGCACUGCGAUGUGAUUUCCACAGUUCUCACUGGGACAGAGUCAGCUAUCACAGCCGGGGCAGAGAAGGUGCUGUACGAACAGACUGGGUUCUUUCUCACUGUUGAAUAAAUGUCAUGUGAAAACGUU